Caenorhabditis elegans is the source of this 1429-nucleotide messenger RNA. It is a transcript of the gene gad-2, whose product is annotated as G_PROTEIN_RECEP_F1_2 domain-containing protein. NCBI's taxonomy places the organism in Eukaryota, Metazoa, Nematoda, Chromadorea, Rhabditida, Rhabditidae. The record is from RefSeq and is marked reviewed. The transcript has 11 exons. Bases 93 to 1199 code for a protein of 368 amino acids.
AUAGUGAUGACUCAACUGAAAAAAAACAGUGACCUCACGAAUCGUCUCUCCAAACUUUUCCGACAAGUAUCUUCUCGAACUUGGUUGCAGUCAUGUCCGAACAAUACCGCUACUUCCUUCUCAUCUGCAGCAGCUUCUCUUUUUCCAUAAAUCUAACAGCCAUCACGUUCUGCUACAACAUGUACCAACCCCACGUUUACCCAAGCGACUUUGAUUGUCCUGCUUAUCCGACGUUCUUCCAAGGAAUUCUGAAAAUUUCAGAACUGAAACUGACCAUUCUUUUAUAUUUGAGCAUCAUUGUUUGGCUGACAAUUGCAUCCAUGAUUUUGGUAACUCUCACUUUUUUGAAGAAGUUUUGUACUUCCACGGCAGCCAAUUACAAUAUGAUUGUUAUGUUCCUGAAUUUCGUUUUCAAUGUUGCCAUCAUGCGCAAUUUCUUGAAGCACGGAACUGGCAUCAACGAUGCAAUCGUCUACUAUCUCAACAAGCAAUCUCACGUUUGCUUAAAUGUGCCAGAGUGGCUCGAGCAUAAUAUGGAAAUCACUGUUUUUUUGGUUGUAGCAUUUGGCAUGAAUCUACCAUUUUUGUAUGGGAUUGUCGACAACUCUGUGAGACUGUUCUACCGUUACGCUAUUAACAAAAGAAAUCAUCGACUCAUGCACAUUGAACCCAUCGUGGAUGACAUCAUCAGAUACAGAAGACGUGUUCAAUCGGAGCCUAAUAUUCCACUUGUUGUCAAUGAGGAGGUUGAGUUGCCACCAUCAUAUACUGAAGCAAUCGCAAUGAUUGAACAGGCACCGGUCCAAGAAUCCAAUGAAGCAUCGAUCGAAUCCAGAGAUCCCAUCCACAGUCGCAAUAAUCGUUCAUCCAACACCAAUGAAAAUAACGAUGGAAACACAAACGAUCAAACUGACUAUGAGAAUAAAGAAACGGACAACGAGCGCAGUGGAAAUGAAACAACUAGCAACUUGUCCGCCAACCAGAUGAGAAUCAUUGUAAGCGAAGCAGUCCAAAACGCCAUGGCACAUCUUAUCGCCGUUUCUGACAGAGCUCAGACAUCAUCUUUGUACCAGAGCGUCGUCGUCAAUGAAAUCGAAUUGCAAAACACUUCAAGCAGUCAAUCUGAAACUCAAGAAUAUGACAAAGAAGACAAGGACGUUGAGGAAAGCUCUGACGAGGAGAAUGAUCACGACAAUUGAAGAUGUCAAUCAUAAUCUUAUUUUGUUCUAUCAUAAAUUUUCGCAAACAUUUUCCGUAACCAAAAACCUUCAUCAAUAAUCACAGAAACCAUGCUUAUCUUAUUUCAUUUCAAAAACAUUAAACAGCAAUGUUUUAAAUUGUUAAUAACAACCAAAUCCAACGUAAUAUGUAUGUCUUAUAAUUUCAUUCAAUUUUUGAACUUAUCACAAUAAAUCACCCCUCUGUUAUA